AUCUCUUACAGAAUGUUAAUUAUCUGGGUCUUUUUCUUUUCAGGGUUCAAUUGGUGUACAAUUAUAACCACAUAAAAGAACUAUUCGGUCCCGAGGUUUUAGUGGACAUGCGAAAAAAUCGGUCCGACGGGGUUGUUUUAUUUGCAUUUUUAUUUACAUCCCCAGUGAGAAAAAUAUCAAGGAUGAUUUGGGAAAUUUUGUUUGAUUUUCCCUUGUCGUGACAAUCUGACUGAAGGAAUUUCCUAGCCUUUCACUGUACUCAUCGAAACUUUUCAUGUUAAUCAGUGCUUGUCGAUUACAUUGAGUACAAAGGCUUAAGCGUCAAAUUUGAGAUAUGUGGGCUAAUUGUUUGGUUUUUUCGUCUCCUUUCACGUACUUGUUAAUUAAGAUAUUUUCCGUUCUUUGGGUGAAAAUUGCCAAAAAUUUGGCUUAGAUGCCACAUUUUGGGGUGUCUAUUCAAUCAAAUUCACCUAGGAAUUGCGCAGGGACUGUCUGUUGAGGUAUGCUGCACCCGAAAUUGGAUGUUCUAUAUUACUCAGUUUGUACAUGUCGUUUGUGAUUUUGAAACUGGGGUUCAGUUAUGGAAUCUUUAUUAUUGAUCGCCUGUGCUGGCUGAAAACAAGGGGCGUGUUGUUUGUUAUUCGGAGUUUUGGAUUUUCCAAAUAACAAACAAUGUGCUUGCUGCUCAAGCACUCCCACCUAAGCAUAUACCACUAAUUUCCCUUUAUUUUCCAUUCACAUUGCGUCUUCCCAAACUCAUUAUAAAUUCAAAGAUGAUUUACAGGAUACAGGAGGUCAAAGAUAAUUCUAUAUUAAUGUGAAAUCCUGAGUGCAUAUGGAAGCAAUUGAAAACCCAAGUACUGAAAUUGCUGCUAAACUUUUUGAAAUCAAGAACUUAUUUCAAGUACCAAUUUAGAGUGGUCAGUGCUUCAUCAAGGGUUGGAGGAUAAUUCUAGUCUCAGUAAGUCUGUCAUAUCUGAUUCUCUAUUCAUUGUUUUCGGGAGGAGGACUUUGUUGGACAUGCUAUUUUGGAAAGGACUCUUUACGUUAAGUUUUUGAAAUUGGAUAAGGAUGAAUAUAAAGAAUGGGAGAGGAAUACAUUAGGCGUGUUCGUUGGAAAUGAUCAUCUGCAGGACCUUGUGAGCUCCUCAUGCUAAUUCGGAAAAUGACCGAAAUGUGAGCUUGAUACGUGAAGAUAAUAACUCUUUCCAACAUGCUGUAGGGAGCAGACCUAGACUUUCUGUUCAAAUACCUUCAAGGUCAAUCAAUAAUGAAAUUAGUUCUCUGAAAGUGAACCUGCCCCCAACACCAAGUACAAUGAAGAGCAAAACUCCCAUUCAAGGAUUUCCACCUCGGCCGAGCUUUAAGAUUAGGGCAUCUACUUCAGAGGGUGAAAAUAUUGUUUUACUGACACCCGAAGCAUCAUCAAAAAGAGUAGUACCUGAAGUAGAGAAUAAGCUUUCAUAUUUAAGGUCAUAUUCUUUGAAGAAGGUCCUAGCAGCAUUUUCAGCAAACAAAUCUUCAUCACUUCCAGUUACCCGUGAUGCAAAAUUGUCUCCCUCAACUUCCCAAUCAACACAUGGAGUAAAAGCUGCUGAUCAGCCUCCUGCGGUUGUACAUGCUGCUGGAGGAAACUUUUCUCGCUCACUGUCAGCACCCUCAAAUAAUAAAAAGAAGAGCUUGAGGAGAACAGAUUCUGCAGGUGGUGUCAUACUUGUCAAACCAAUUACACCUCGAGUCAUUGAGGCUGGAGGUGUUGCCACACCAAGGGAAAUCUCAGCUGUAGAUUCCGGGAUUGAGGAUGACACGCAAGAAAUUCCUGAAGAAGAAGCAGUUUGCAGGAUUUGUAUGGUUGAACUAUGUGAAGGAGGACAGACUCUUAAAAUGGAAUGCAGUUGCAAAGGUGAGCUUGCACUUGCACAUGAAGAGUGUGCGGUGAAAUGGUUUACCAUAAAGGGAAACAAAAUAUGUGAUGUCUGCAGGCAAGAAGUUCAAAACCUACCCGUGACAUUGAUGUUGAGAACACAAAGUGUUGAAAAUGACAUUAGACAGCCAGCAAGAAGGUUUCAAAACCAACAGGUGCAACAAUACAGGUUCUGGCAGGAUAUACCAAUCCUUGCAAUGAUCAGCACGCUUGCAUAUUUCUGUUUUCUUGAACAGCUUCUUGUAAAUGACUUGAAGGCUGGUGCUUUAGCGAUUGCAUUACCUUUUGCAUGUAUAUUGGGUUUACUGGCAGCAUUAACAGCCUCAUUUUUGGUGAACAAAGAUUUUAUCUGGGCUUAUGCUUCAUUUCAGUUUGCAUUUGUCAUCUUGUUUUCUCAUAUCUUUUAUUCAGUGAUUCAGAUAAAUGCUGUUCUUGCAAUUAUUCUUGCAUCAUUUGCUGGAUUUGGAGUUGCAAUGGGUACAAACUCUUUAAUUAUAGAAUUCUGGAUAUGGCGAGCCAGGUCUAGAGUGAGAUCAAAUGUCUCACAAAAUAACCAAAUGAGACACACAUUGCAAAAUGAGUCCACUGACUAUCUUCAGAAUGAUGGUCAACAGCAAGCUGCUCCAGACAGUCAUGCUGAUUUUGCAAGUCUAGCUGCCUCACACAAUAACCCCUUGCUCAGUUCUCAGAGAUCCAAUUCAUAGUAGUGCUCAUGGAUUAUCUCUGCAUUAAAACCGCUUCAGAGGCAGUCUGGCUUGUAAUUUAUACCAGAGUCAAUAAAUUAAUAAAAUCAGGAAAUUUGCAGGUGUUUGUAUAGGCUUACUUCAUUCAUUAUAUGUGGUAAGAUUAAAUAAUCCUUACCAUUACACUGGGUAAAUAAUUAUUCAUGCGUAUUUAAGCAAUGACAUCUAUGUAAAAUAAGUGCAUGUAACAGAAAUUUCUUUCAACUCAAUGGGGAACUGAUAAGUAUCCAAACGGCUACCUGAUUUGGAGCAACAUGUUAACAUCGACAUUAUUUGGUUUUGGUUUUUUAAGUAAUGUCAAAGGACUCAUCAAUAUUUUUAAUCA
Molecule: messenger RNA, 2992 nt
Organism: Cryptomeria japonica (Japanese cedar)
Lineage: Eukaryota; Viridiplantae; Streptophyta; Pinopsida; Cupressales; Cupressaceae
Exons: 8
Coding region: 1318-2628 (436 amino acids)
Molecular function (GO): zinc ion binding
Source: RefSeq, a predicted model, not a curated record